AUGUCAAGCCGUAAUUUUGGUGUCAUUUGUUGCAUGUCUUGUAAGGCAUUUUUUAGACGUAAAGCAUUCAGUGAUCAGAAGUUGAUAUGUCUUUCAAACGAUAAUUGUAUCGUAAAUGAAGAGACGAGAAAUAACUGCCAAAAAUGUAGACUUGAUAAAUGUUUUGCUGUUGGAAUGCAUAAGGAGAUUAUGCACAGAAAAGUGAGUAAAACCUUUUCAACGAGCAGUAGUUUGACUUCAGUUUCCGAUGAAAGUCAAGACGAUUUAUGGGAACUGAUCGAUGAUAUCAUUGAUAGUGACUGUAAUACCGAUAGCAGUGAUGAUGUCUUUGCACUACAAGUGAUGGAUAUCAACACAACAGACACAGCAUUAGUCCCGAUAUCUAAACCGCUCACCGAUUAUAACGGCUUAAAACAACUGGAGUUUCAACGGAUCUCUGAAUUGAUCACUGCGUCCACUGUUUUCACGAGACCUUUGGGUAAAAAUGUGUAUCAAAUAAAGGAUAGACAGGAAUGUCUUCGUAUGUUAUCGGCAAUAAUUCUAUUCAACCCAAACCUACCGAAUCUGAUCCAUAGGGAUAUAAUUAGACUCGAACAACAACUGUAUAUAUAUUUACUGCAAAGAUAUUUACUAUUGAAAUAUCGGUCGGAAUCGGAAUCACAAACAAAAUUACAAACAUUUAUGACUUCAUUGAAAGACUUAGAAAUAAUGAGUGAAAUCCGGAGAUCAGAACCGAUUGAAUCAUACGCCAAUAGUAAUAGCAUUCAAUCACAACACUUACCAUAA
This is a messenger RNA of Medioppia subpectinata, 786 nucleotides long. NCBI's taxonomy places the organism in Eukaryota, Metazoa, Arthropoda, Arachnida, Sarcoptiformes, Oppiidae. The record is from the annotation of a GenBank genome assembly.